Messenger RNA from Girardinichthys multiradiatus, 1895 nucleotides. RefSeq names its product mitochondrial transcription termination factor 3 (gene mterf3). The record is from RefSeq and is a predicted model, not a curated record. Gene Ontology annotation, biological process: mitochondrial ribosome assembly; regulation of DNA-templated transcription. Lineage: Eukaryota; Metazoa; Chordata; Actinopteri; Cyprinodontiformes; Goodeidae. Bases 152 to 1429 code for a protein of 425 amino acids. Gene Ontology annotation, cellular component: mitochondrion. The transcript is spliced from 8 exons. Gene Ontology annotation, molecular function: double-stranded DNA binding.
AACCAGCGAUUAAAUAAUACCGAUGUGGAACAAUCCAGAAUGUGACGUUGGGGUACAAAUCUUCCGUUAAUGUCCACGUGAAAAUACUUUGUAUUGUUUAGCGUUUCGACAACUGGUUAAAUGUUAGAGAAGACGGUUUGAAUCAAAUAAAAUGACCAUGUCUUUUGCCUGUGCAACGUUAUGUCUGCGAUGCAGAGGGCUUCUUUUCCCAAAGAGUAGCGCUCAUCUGUACUAUGUUCAAGGUCAACAUAGUAUGAGGGUGGGCAAAUCUGCCAGAAUUAGUAGCAGAUUGUUAUCUGGAGGAAAUCACACAGCAGCUCAGACAAGACUGAGCUGGAAACAACAACCAUCCUACUACUAUGAUUUUACAGCAAAAUAUCUGAUGACUGAGGCGAAGGAAAGCAAACAUACUGAUGUUUUGUCCAGAACUGACCUCAGUGAAUGCAAGCCUGCUCUGCUGCCAACACUAGGGGCUUUACCACUGACCCAAAAUCAGAUUUCAUUUGAAGACUUGGAUGCUGAUGACGAAUGUUCAGCGUUGGAGGAAAUCAGUGAUGAAGAAGCUGUCGGCAUCUCUAUUCCUCCUUCUAUUCCUCCAGCCUCAAACUCUCUUCAGGACUAUGUUGACAAGUCGGAGACACUUACAAAGCUGGUCCAGCUUGGGGUAUGUUUGUGGAAGCUGGAGCGAAGGCCCAAUGUUGGCUCCAUGUUGCUUAGACUUGAUUUCAGCAAAGACGUAGCACCUUGGCUAUUGUUUCUGAAGGAGAUUGGAGUGGAGGACUCGCGCUUGGGCUAUAUUAUCUCUCACAACCCAUUCAUUCUCUCUGAGAAUUUGGACAACCUGCAGGCCAGGGUGAACUAUCUAAAGUCAAAGAAGUUCAGUUCAGAAACUGUUGCAUCUAUGGUCUCCAGAGCACCAUAUCUACUUAACUUCAGUGUGAAGAGGCUGGACAACAGACUGGGUUUUUAUCAGCAGCAACUCAAACUCAGUGCCUCCAAUACCCGAAAUAUUGUUGUUCGUCUCCCCAAGUUACUGUGUGGCAGCUUGGAGUCUGUUAAAGAAAAUUUGAAGGUGUGUGAAAUAGAGCUUGGAUUUAAGGCAAAUGAGAUCCAGCACAUUGUUAUUGCUGUCCCUAAGGUGUUGACUGCCAAUAAAAAGAAGCUAACUCAGAUAUUUGACUUCCUUCACAACACCAUGAAGGUUCCCAACUACCUGAUCACAAAGUUUCCACAGGUCCUCAACACAAAGUUAUUGCGUCUCAGAGAGCGCCACCAGUUCCUUGAGUAUCUUGGAAAAGCUCAGUACGACCCAAACCUGCCCAGCUACAUCUCCCUGGACCGCUUGGUGUCCCUGCCUGAUGAGGUUUUUUGCACUGAGCUGGCUUCUGCCACCUUGGAAGAUUUUUAUUUGUUCCAAAAGACGCUUUGAUUCCUUAUGAUGGGACAUUGAAAGUGACUUGUGCAGAAAUGACAAAUUAUACUGAAGUGGAUUCAGGUACAUGUGUGGAUGAAAGUUUUAUAAAUAUGUUUAUAAAAAUUAUUCAUGUCAACUUCUGUGCUAAAAUGAUCCUAACAUGAUUAACAAGAAUAAGAUUAUAAAUGAUUCAUGUGCAGUUAUAAUUACAUCUUCCCUAUCUGCAGAUUAAAUGUAUAAGUUUAUGUACGUUAAACAGGAUUUGUACUAAAAAUAUUUAAAUGUAAUGGUGAUUAUAGUUAAACUUUCUUUCUCAUGUUAUGUAUGGUUCUGUUUCACAACUGUUUAAUUCAAUUUUCUACCAUCAGGAUGUCUCUCUGUCUGCUGCACAUUUUAACUGUUCAAAAAUCACGUUGAAACUUUGUUCUGUACUCUAUUCAAUGCAAUUUUUUUCUUUUUUUUCAAUACAUUUUCAGCUUUA